Molecule: messenger RNA, 432 nt
Organism: Drosophila takahashii
Lineage: Eukaryota; Metazoa; Arthropoda; Insecta; Diptera; Drosophilidae
Product: NADH dehydrogenase [ubiquinone] 1 beta subcomplex subunit 2, mitochondrial-like
Biological process (GO): mitochondrial respiratory chain complex I assembly
Cellular component (GO): mitochondrial inner membrane
Source: RefSeq, a predicted model, not a curated record
AUAAAUCAAAUGGUAUUUGACAGCCCAAUACUGGCAUGUCGUACUAAAGAUUAGGUGUUCUGGCUAAAUUUAAAGACCAUUAGGACACUAUGAAUAUUGCUUUAAAGUUGGGUUCCUCAAUCGGUUGUAUAAGCCGUCGGAAUCUGGCACGUAAUAUAAUUCAAAGAGAAAGUCAUGUUGUUUCUUACCGUAAUGCCCCCCCGCCGCAUUCGAAGGCAACCAAAAUUGGAGCUGUAACUGUUGGCGGAGCUAUGUGGUGGUGGGUAAUUUGGCACUUGUGGCAUGAACCUGACCAUAUAACGGGGGAGUUUGAUUACCCUAACCCAAAGCAAUGGAGCAACUCUGAGUUGGGUAUUCCUAAAGAUGAUUCUUAAGUUUGAUAUUCAAGGUUAUCCCAUAAACAUUGAAUAAAAUACGAUAUUUAGCCAUGGA